AUGACGCCGAAUGCUUGUCAGGCAUGCAACGAGUUGGAUAAUUCCCGAAUGGUCCAGUGUGACAUGUGUGAUGACUGGUACCACUUCGACUGCGUAGGGGUCAACCAAGACGUCGAGAAUCACGAUUGGCUUUGCUCAGUCUGUAUGGAGAAGCAGCAAACCAAGAACAAAAAGUCGACGAAAUAUAUUCCCCUGCCGGUACCGUCUGUAAGUACACUUAGCCCGAUAAGCACUAGCAGUGUGGCACCGUUGAGUACUGCCGCCGAUAUGGUGACGAGCAUGGUUGUCACCUCUAUGUUUCCGACAAAUACAGUUUACCCUACGAUUGGGCAAAACAUUACUAUGCCACCCGUUUCUCAAAUGCCGCCCCACUAUUUCAUGCCACCACAUUCUUUGAUAUCGUCAAAUGCCUUAUUGCCACCCUAUUCGUUUAUGCCACCCCUUUAUUCGAUACCUCCUUGUCAGCCUAUGCAAGUUGUUUGCACUAUGCCGUCAGUGCCAUCGUCCUGCUGGUCAAAUCCGUACGCGUCACUACCGGGAGUGAAUACUUAUGAUAUGUGUAACACAGUGCCAUUUAGUUUUACUCAGCCGAUUCCAUCGAUACCAAAUGUAGUUCCAAAUACUGUUCCAAUAGAAAGAUCGCAGAAACCUUUGCCGAAUCCAGUGCAUACUAAUAAUCCCCCGAAAGCCCAACAAGUUUUGGAGGAUAACUUGAGCCAGCAUUCCGCAGCAAUUUUCGGACAGUCCGUCAAGCAGAGACAGUUGCAAAUGGAGUUGCAGAUUUUGGACGACGAGAGGAAAAUACAGGAAGAGGAAGAAACUAAUCGGCGUCAGUAUCUGCGUAAGCGACACGAGUUGAUGACGAAGAUGGUCCGCGAAACCACGCCUGUUGCUGAUGUCGAGGAAGAGCGAUCGAAUCAACGAGUUUCUGAGUGGAUAAGUGAGACGGUUAAUGCGAAUGUACAGGAUACGCACUGUCCACGGGCUGACGUUGUUCCGGAACAACUUUCACAGAGAAUCCAACGCCGUUCCACUCCAGCUGUCGCGUCAACUCAUCCACAGGAAAUGCCACAAAAUAUGCAACCAAUUUCCAACCAAAGGAUAGAGAAUGCAGAAGGUGGUUUUUUCCCGAGACGGCGCUCAACACCAAGGCAGACUUCAAUUGAAGAGGAAGACGAUAUUAAUUUAACACGCAAGCAAAUCGCUGCUCGCCAAGCAGUUUCGCGGGAUCUUCCCUCAUUCAGCGGUACUCCGGAAGAAUGGCCGUUGUUUUACUCAACGUUCACAACAACGACCAACCUGUGUAGAUACACGUCGGAGGAAAACCUGGUCCGAUUAUGCUGUUUGGAAAUCCAGAAGUCAUCGUGCAGAACCUUAUCUAAGAUUCACUGCACACCAGCGCCGAAGGCCGACAAACUGGACACUCUCGUCGAGUAUUCUCUGGCUGUACAGAACCUCUGUGCGACUAUCGAAGCUUGUCAGCUUGAAGAAUACACCUACAACGUAGCUCUGCUGCACGAGCUUGUAGACAAGCUACCGCCUUCCUUCAAGGUUGACUGGGCCAAGCAUCGCCGCGAUUUACCUCGGGUAAACCUGACAGCAUUUUCAGCUUGGCUGUACCAGUUAGCAGAGACAGUUUGUCCAAUCGCACGACUGACUUGCAGUGAAGCGGUUCCCGGUCGAGGAAACAAGAAGAACUCAGCUUACGUCAACACGCACAGUGAGGAGAGCUCUGACAAUCCGAAGGAGAAACCGGAUCAUCGAGCGAAAGGGAAUCCAUCCGGUCCGUCUUCCUCAGGUGGCUGCGUAGCUUGUAAAGGAAAUUGUCCGAAGUUGGAGAAGUGCCAGCGAUUCAACGAGCUUUCGUACAAUGCUCGAUGGGCGAUUAUCAAGGAGUUCAUGCUUUGCAGAAAAUGUCUCAAGAAGCAUAAGGGCAGCUGCAAAUCCCUACAAGUGUGCGGAAAGAACGGCUGUACGUUCAAACACCAUGAACUUUUGCACAACUACCAACGGGAUGGAGCGGGAUCGAACCCAUCUUCCAGUAAGGGUCAGAACUCCAACGCAGGCACUCAAAACACAUCGGUGCGUGAGUGCAAUGCUCACCACAAGUCGACUAACCAAGGACUGUUCCGUGUUGUCCCGGUGGUCAUUCAUGGCCCGAAGAAAUCCAUCAAGACGUACGCCUUCCUAGAUGAUGGCUCAUCUCUUACGUUGGUUGAUGCAUCCCUAGUCCAAGAAUUGGGAUUGAAAGGAAACCCGGAGCCACUGUGCCUGAAGUGGACCGGGAACAAGCGCCGGCUGGAAAAUGAUUCACUAAAACUCGACAUCGACGUAUCUGGAACGGGAGAAAUCCAGAAGAAAUACUGCCUACGAGGAGUUCAUACUAUUUGCAACCUGGAUCUAUUCCAUCAGACGGUGGAUGUGCACCAAUUAGCUAAACGAUACCGGCACCUGCGGGGAAUUCCUAUCGAAUCGUACAACAAUGUACAACCUCGAAUCCUAAUCGGGAUCGACAAUGCCAACAUCACGCUACCGCUUAAGGGAAGGGAAGGAAAUAUGUUCGAGCCGAUUGCAACGAAAACUCGUCUGGGCUGGAUUGUACACGGAGGCUCCAGUACAACUGACUCGUUAGUAGGAUACCAUUCAGUGGAAUUCUGUCCAUGCAGCGAAUCGUCCGAUCACAUACUGCAGCAAUCAAUUCAGGAGUACUUUUCUUUGGAAGGUCUGGGCAUCUGUAAGUCGAAAAAGCCUCUGAUCUCUGGUGAAGAAGAACGUGCCCAACAGCUUUUACAGUCUGUCACCCAAACAGAUAGCGGAAGAUACGAAGUACAUCUACUGUGGAAGUACGACAAAGUCCAUCUACCUAACAGCAAACCAGCGGCUCUGCGACGGUUCCACUGCCUUGAGAAUAGGAUGAAGAAGCAGCCGAAGCUAGCCGAAGUAUUGCGUGCGAAGAUCGAUGACUAUCGGCGGAAAGGGUACAUAAGGAAGCUGUCGAACGAGGAACUACAGAAACCGCAAGAACGAGUGUGGUAUCUUCCGCUGUUCCCGGUUAUCAACCCGAAUAAGCCGGGGAAAGUCAGGUUUGUUUGGGACGCAGCAGCAAUGACAAACGGCGUAUCGCUCAAUUCCAUGCUGCUGAAAGGGCCGGACUUGCUGACUCCGCUGGACUACGUUCUCUACCGGUUCCGCGAAUUUCGAAUUGGACUUAGUGGUGACGUUAGGGAGAUGUACCUGCAGAUGCUGAUGGCCGCGCGAGAUCAACACUGCCUUCGAGUACUGUGGAGUGACGACGGAAAGGGCGAACCUAGCACGUAUGUAACACAGGUUAUGCCAUUCGGAACCUCCUGUUCACCAUCCUGUGCACAGUACGUGAAAAAUCUCAACGCGAGCAAUUUCGCAGGCCAGUACCCGCAAGCAGCACAGACGAUUAUAAAACAGCAUUACGUGGACGACAUGUUGGCGAGCGUGGAAACGGAAGAGGAGGCAAUUCAGUUGGCGAAAGACGUAAAGCACGUUCACGCUCAAGCGGGACUCGAAAUGCGCAAUUGGAUCUCAAACUCGCCAGCGGUGGUGGAAGCAAUGAAGGAGACGAAGACCGACGAGAAGAAUCUCAACCUGGGACCAGAGCUGGGAACAGAAAAGGUCCUAGGAAUGUGGUGGUGCACGGCUACAGAUACGUUCACGUACAAGCUCUCGGUGAAACACGACCGUGACCUGUUAGCUGGAACGCGUAAACCCACGAAGAGGGAGGUUUUACGAACGCUCAUGGCCGUCUUUGAUCCACUAGGAUUGAUAUCCAACGUGCUCGUCUACUUGAAGGUUCUAUUCCAGGAGAUAUGGAGAUGCGGCAUCGAUUGGGACGACGAAAUUCCGGACAGUCUCAACGAGAAGUGGGAGAAGUGGAUCGAGGUUUUACCUAAAGUGCAAUACGUCAGGAUUCCUCGUUGUUAUCGCUCUAUCACAUCGCUAACUCCAGAAACUAAUAUCCAGUUGCACACGUUCGUCGACGCAAGUCUCUCUGGAUUCGCCGCUGUAGUCUAUCUACGCAUCGAGCAGGGUAGCUCUGUGGAAUGUGCCAUAGUGGGCGCAAAAGCACGGGUGUCUCCCCUCAAGUUCGUCUCCAUUCCCAGACUGGAGUUGAAGGCGGCGGUCAUCGGAGUCCGGCUGGCGGACCGAAUCUCCAAGUCCUUAACAUACAAGAUCGACAAACGAGUUUUUUGGAGCGAUUCUCGUGACGUACUGUGCUGGAUACGAUCAGACCGCCGCCGGUAUUCACAAUUCGUCGCAGCCCGUGUUAGCGAGAUUCUUGAGACGACAGAAAUGACAGAUUGGAGGUAUAUCAACACGAAGGACAACGUAGCGGACGACGCUACCAAGUGGGAGCGGCAACCAGAUCUUACAGAGGAAAGCAGAUGGUUUACGGGACCGAAGUUCUUGUGGGAGCACAAUGAAUACUGGCCUGUGGAUUCACAUAAGAGCAGCUCGACAAAUGAGGAACUCCGCGCGAAUCUCUUCCAUCACAUAGCAAGUCCACCUUCAGUGAUUGACGUACGACGGUUCUCCCGUUGGCAGAAUUUGCUUCGAGCCACUGCAGUAGUGCUGCGCGUCAAACACAAUUUUCGUUGCGUGAUCGACAAAUUGUCACGAAGGGAUGGCCUGCUUACGGCGGACGAGCUGCGGCAGGCAUCUAUUUUCCUAUUUCGACAAGCACGAGCAGAAUCAUAUCCAGAUGAAAUCAGGAUUCUCGCGAGCGCAGAAAAGUCCAAGAAGUCGUUGAUGAAGGCCAGUUCGAUAUACAAGCUAAACCCUUUCCUCGACGAGCACCAAGUUCUACGGAUGCACGGUAGGAUCAGCGCGUGCGAGUACGCCUCGAUGGAUGCACGUAAUCCAAUAAUCUUAUCGCAGAGCAAUUACGUAGCUUGGUUAGUGGUGAAGGACUGUCACGAACGGUUCCAUCACAGGAAUCACACCACUGUCUUGAACGAGCUGCGGCAUGUCUACCGGAUUCCGAGGUUGAAACAGCUGUUCGACAAAGUCAAAGCAGGGUGCCAGAUGUGUAAGAAUGAGAAAGCAGUUCCACAACCUCCCCCAAUGGGUGAUCUACCGGAAGCAAGACUGGCGGCGUUUACGAGACCUUUCUCCUUUGUUGGGGUUGACUAUUUCGGUCCGAUUAAUGUGGUGGUAGGGCGUAGAGUUGAGAAACGUUGGGGUGUGCUAACGACGUGCUUAACAGUGCGCGCGAUACACUUAGAAGUCGCGCACUCACUCAGUGCAGACUCUUGCAUAAUAGCAUUGAGAAACAUGAUGGCAAGGCGAGGCGUACCAAUUAAAAUCUAUAGUGAUCGCGGAACGAAUUUCACGGCAGCGAGCAAAGAGCUGAAGGCGGCCCUCCAAGAGAUGGACCAAGAAGCAGUCGUUCGAGAGAUCGUGAGUCCAGAUACCGAAUGGGUUUUCCUUCCCCCAGCCUCACCGCAUAUGGGAGGAGCCUGGGAAAGGCUUGUGCAGACGGUGAAGAGGAACUUGGCAGCAAUACGUCCAGUACGGAAUCCGACCGACGAAUCACUGCGCAACAUGCUGAUCGAAGUGGAGAAUACGAUCAACUCGCGACCGUUAACGCAUGUCCCGGUGGAAGACCCAGAUGCUCCAGUUCUGACGCCAAACCACUUCCUCCUGGGUUCCUCGAGUGGUUUCAAACCGGCGUCAACUCUAGACAACCGUGCAGUGGCUUUGCGACGAUCCUGGUGCGCUUCGCAGGUAGAGGCUAACAUCUUUUGGCAACGAUGGGUGCGAGACUACAUGCCGGAUCUAACAAAGCGAACUAAGUGGUUCAGCGAGGUAAAGCCGAUAGAGGUGAACGAUGUUGCUGUAGUGGUAGACCCAGCUCUUCCCCGCAGUUGUUGGCCGAAGGGGCGUAUAAUCGCGGUCAACCAGAGUAAGGACGGCCAGGUAAGGUCUGCAGUGGUGCAAACAAUGUCAGGAGUCUACGAGCGUCCCGCGACGAAGCUCGCCAUACUAGAUGUUCGACGCGACAGACAGGUAAGCCAGGAACCUGGCGUACCCGGGGGGGAGUGUUACGACCCCUCGGUCGGCGCAUCUCACUACGGCGACCUUCAGAUGUAUCAAUCUUGGCCGGGCGAAACGAACAAUAAACUCGCUCAACGAGACAACUGUCACUAG
This is a messenger RNA of Sabethes cyaneus, 6180 nucleotides long. RefSeq lists its product as uncharacterized. Gene Ontology annotation, biological process: DNA integration. The transcript has 2 exons. Bases 1 to 6180 code for a protein of 2059 amino acids. NCBI's taxonomy places the organism in Eukaryota, Metazoa, Arthropoda, Insecta, Diptera, Culicidae. Gene Ontology annotation, molecular function: nucleic acid binding. The record is from RefSeq and is a predicted model, not a curated record.